Messenger RNA from Gigantopelta aegis, 2818 nucleotides. RefSeq names its product alpha-glucosidase-like. The record is from RefSeq and is a predicted model, not a curated record. Bases 189 to 1964 code for a protein of 591 amino acids. Gene Ontology annotation, molecular function: catalytic activity; cation binding. Lineage: Eukaryota; Metazoa; Mollusca; Gastropoda; Neomphalida; Peltospiridae. Gene Ontology annotation, biological process: amino acid transport; carbohydrate metabolic process. The transcript is spliced from 10 exons.
UGGAGGGUGGUGGGGGUGAUUUAGUGGAAAGACUAGCCUACUGGGCUGCACUAGCCUACUCCAAAAAUAAAUCGCACUUUCUCUGAUCCACAUUCGGUUAAUGCGUAGUGCAAACAGACUCAUAUUCUAUCGUCUUUAGUUCGACAGUCAUUGUUGGCAAUCCUUUCAGAAGAGUCCUGCCUAUUGCAAUGGAGGAGAAAGUCACUACUAAACCAAAAGCUGAUAAACCAAGAGGUUUUUAUUGUCUGCUAACAGCGGCAGUCGUGGUAUCUGGAAUAGCCGUUUUCGUAGGGUUGUCCGAACACAAGACGUCAUCAUCGCUUGAGUUGCCGUGGUGGAAGACAACAAUAAUAUACCAGGUUUACCCACGUUCGUUUAAAGACUCCGAUGGGGAUGGUAUUGGUGAUAUUAAAGGGAUAAUUUCGAAACUGGACUAUUUUGUCUACCUGAACAUCAAGGCCCUGUGGCUGAGUCCAUUCUACAAGUCUCCCAUGGCAGAUUUCGGUUAUGACAUAUCAAAUCACACAGACGUGGACUCCAUAUUUGGAAGUUUGGAAGACGUCGAUCAGUUGAUUGAAGAAGCUCAUGCUAGGGGUAUUCGAAUAAUAAUAGACUUCGUCCCAAACCACACGAGCGACAAACAUGUUUGGUUUGAGAAGAGUCUACAAAAUGAUGACAAAUACAAGGACUACUACAUCUGGGCAGACGACAUCGUAACUUCUGGCGGAAGCCGAAAACCCCCGAAUAACUGGUUGUCUGUUUUCUCUGGCUCUGCAUGGACAUGGAAUGAGAAUAGAAGUCAGUUCUAUUAUCACGCAUUUCUGACAAAACAGCCCGAUCUUAACUUUAGGAAUACAGACGUUAUUGACGAUAUGAAGGGUGUGUUGAGAUUCUGGCUCGAGAGAGGAGUUGAUGGUAUAAGAGUUGAUGCUCUUCAGAAGUUGUUUGAGGUGACAGAUUUAUCCUUGAACGAGCCUCCAAGCAAUGCUAAGGAAUACCACGAGCACCAGUACAAUUAUUUAAAUCAUCCUUACACAGAGAGUCUUCCAGAAACAUUCGAGGUCGUCACACGUUGGAAGGAUGUUAUGAACGAGUUUGAGAAUAAGGAUGGAAUAUCCAGGUUUAUGGUUAUUGAAACAUAUGAGCAACCAUCACAGAGAAAUAUAUAUUAUGACCACGGCGCAGUUCCAUAUAAUUUCGACCUCAUAAUGGAUGUGACGUCAGAAUGUGGAGGACUUUGUAUUCGAGAUGUUCUCGAGAAAGAAUAUUCAAAUUUGCCACCCGGAGCCUGGCCUACAUUUGUACUUGGUAACCAUGACAGGAAUCGAGUCUCCAAGAAGUUUGGUCUGGAAUUCGUGAACGUCUACAAUAUGCUGUUGUUAACUUUGUGGGGAACACCAACCACGUACUAUGGAGAAGAGCUGGGCAUGGAGGAGAUACAAGUCAGCUUCGAGGACACUCAGGACCCACAAGGACUUAAGCAAGGAAAGGAAUACUACGCGGAGUUUUCGCGCGACCCGUGUCGUUCUCCCAUGCAGUGGACGUCUUCAGUACAAUCAGGGUUCAGCACGUCACCAACACCCUGGCUUCCUGUUCAUGGACACUACAGGACGGUCAAUGUCGAGGUUCAGAAGAAUUCCAAGUCUCUUUCCCCACUUCAACUGUACAGAAAGUUGGCGUUUUUGAGAGAGCAUCCAUCUUUUCAGACUGGUUCCCUCCAGUACGUGGUAGUAAAUAAGAAUAUUCUGUCAUAUGUCAGAGGAUCAGAUGGUGAGGGUAGGUUCCUGGUGGCUAUGAAUUUUGGACACAAGACGUCAACAGAUAACUAUAGCAUCCAUCCAGUUAAUACGGAAAAAGGCACAGUUGUUGUGACUACCAGCAGUUUGAACAGCGAAGAGAAGAAUACAAGAUCACUAAAAGACAUAUCGUUAUUGCCUGGUAGUGGUAUUAUUAUCAAACUGUGACAUUCAAAAUAGUUGAUAUAUUUUAUAGUUUGUAUAAUUUCAAAGAUGACAAUAUUUCAUAGUUCUUAUGGUCGAAAAAGAAAACAUAUUUUACUAUCUUGUAAUUCAAGAGCAAUCACUUGUUAUAGUUCUUCUAAACACAAGAGCUACCAUAUUUUAUAGUUCUAAUCAAACCAUAUGUUAUAAUGCAUUAUAUAAUUUCAAGCGCCAUAUUAUUUUUAUCGCUCUUGUGGCUGUAAAAUACACCAUACUUCAUAAUGCAUAAAUAUCGGAAAUUCUGACAAUUUGCCAUAUCACAAAAAUGUGAAAUUAUAUAAUUUAUGUCGGAACCAGUUAACUAAACCUGUUGUUUGUAUCUUCUAUUUACCUAGAAGUAUACAAAAAACUGAUUAAAAGACUCGAUAAACCACAUUUUAUAGAAAUAAGAGAAAUAUUUGACAAAAGAAAAUGGCUAAAAUUGUAUGCGUUUGUAAAAACAAAUGGUCAGCUCUUUUGACCUCAUUAAUCAACCAAACAUAUAAAAAUGCACGCUACUACCUUCAAGUUGAGUGGUAAUAUAUAAUCAUACCGUUAUAUAGCAUUAUGUUUCCACUACCUUUAAAUGUGUGACAUUCCGACAAACCGCCAUAUCACAAAUAUCGUGCCAUUAUAUAUUUUAAGUCGGACCCACUUGACUAAACCAGUUGUUUUCCUCUUCUAUGUGCCUAAACUAUACAAAAACUGAUAAAUCACAUGCUAUAGAACUAAGAGCGAAGUCUGACCAAAGAAAAUAUCCCAAUUCUAAGCGUCGGUAAAAUAUCGUGACCUUUUGACCUCUGGUGACCUAAUUAAUAAACCAACUAUAUAGAAAUGCA